AUGGCGCUGAUCGGAAGUGUUCUGACGUCCCUGGGGUAUCUCGGAGCUGCGUUCUCCGACAUUUCUAAUGUCCGUCUCAUCUCUUUCCUGUACGGGGCACUACCAGGUAUCGGGCACAACUUGAUCGAAGUGGCAAUCAUUACGGCAAUACUGCAGUACUUCAACACACGCCGACUGGUGGCUCUACUCAUCCCCAAUAGUGGUGCUUUCUUUGGAUCGGUCGCUGCCAGCGUCAUGUCAACCUUCUUUUCUGGAUUCCGUGGCAUCAACAUCUGGAAGAGUUAUCUGCUCGUCCAAGCCGGUGCUGCUUGUGUCAUGAUUCCGUGUAGUUUCUUUCUGAAACCCCUGAAUGCCCGGAUGAAACGUCGAGAAAGUCAAAGUCUACUAUCUUUUUUUAUGGAUAUGGAUGAGCUGAAGGUGUUCCGAUCUAUUCUACUCUACGUCUUCAUGGCAGACUGUUGUUUGUGGGACGGAGGUAUCAGUGUCAUUGAGGCUAAGCUAUCGAGAUUCAAGGGUCUGCGCUGGUACAUGCCCACUGGUCAGUUGUUGGUGACAAUCAUAGCAGUGGCCAGUGUUGUGGGCACCUGCUUCUCAUGCUGUAUCUGCAGUACUAUCCGUCUGAAGAGUGUGGUCAUUGCGAUGGUCGUCUUCAGUGGAAUCCUGUUCCUCCUCAACAUGAUGGCCAGUCUGUUGGAUGACUUCAUCUAUUCCAUCUCCUAUUCCGUACUUGUCGGAGUGUUAAAAGGUUUUGGAAACCCUUUGCUGGAGUAUAUAAUGCCGCUGCUUCUCGGGGAGAACAACGCUGCCAUCGGUGCAGCCAUCAUGUCCUGUGGUCAAGGCAUUGGAAAACUGUCGAUGCCAGCAAUAGCCAAUGAAAUCGAAAAGUCGACACAAAAAGUAGACGGGUGUUUUUACUUUGCCGGGGUUAUCUACUUCCUGUCAGCUUUCGUCAUCGUCUUGACCUACCGCUUACACCUGCGUGUGACCAAAUCUCAGGUAGCCCCGGAUAACCCAGACGAAACGCCUACUCAGGAACCGGAGAGUACUGGGGUUUACAGGGAAAGGUUCUAA
Molecule: messenger RNA, 1071 nt
Organism: Haliotis rubra (blacklip abalone)
Lineage: Eukaryota; Metazoa; Mollusca; Gastropoda; Lepetellida; Haliotidae
Exons: 5
Coding region: 1-1071 (356 amino acids)
Biological process (GO): monocarboxylic acid transport
Molecular function (GO): monocarboxylic acid transmembrane transporter activity
Source: RefSeq, a predicted model, not a curated record